Molecule: messenger RNA, 852 nt
Organism: Drosophila biarmipes
Lineage: Eukaryota; Metazoa; Arthropoda; Insecta; Diptera; Drosophilidae
Exons: 3
Coding region: 245-604 (119 amino acids)
Source: RefSeq, a predicted model, not a curated record
AUAUAAUUCCAAUUUCUUUAGACUUUUCUUUAAAGAAAUUUAAGAACAACAUUUAACACAGAGUUCCAGAUGGUAUUUUGAUACUAACCGCACUUGUGCCUCCCAGUAGCCGGCGAACCGGCACAGUCAGCCCAUCUCGUAGCGUUUGUUGUUUAAUUCUCUGGGCCACAAUUGAGUAAUCAAGCGUAAAGUCGGAGUGAAUGAACACAUAAGAGGGCAAACGCCGGGCAAAGUGGCUGAAGCUAUGGCUGCAAAGGAUUUCCCCAAGAAGAUGCAAAAGAUACAAAUAAAACAAAAUAAGCACAGAGGAAAAUCAAGAAAACCAGCUAGGGAAACCCGGAGGAGCACACAGACAGCAGUGGCAAGUGUCAAAAACGAGAUGAAAAGCGCCAAAGUGACGACACAAAAAGCCAUAAAGAGCAAGAAGCGACACAAAAGCAGCAACAAAAUCACGGCACUCAAAGGGAAAACCUUUGAUGGGCAAGGCAGGCAUACACCCCAUAGCUAUAACUUAACCCUCACAAAGGAUAUAGAAAAAACGCCAUACCAUAGAGAGAAACUAACUCUGGGGAAAAAGAAGCUGAAAGAAAGCCGGGGAAAUUGAAGGAGAAGGAAUGCCUAGGGUGUGCUCUCUCUCUAUAUGGGAAAAGGAAAAAAUCUGUGCAAAGGAAAUCGACAUGCAGAUUAAAAGGAAGUUGCACAAACCGAAUGGACAGGCCAAAGGGCGUGGUGGCGGCCCUGCGAUGCUGGUUGUAGAUUGCGUAGAGAAGAAGAGCCAAGCAAAGGCAGAAAAAAUUCGAUUAUCUGCGAGAGGAAAACUGUAAUUAAAUCUAUGGGGUUUUCCACACAGGA